Molecule: messenger RNA, 769 nt
Organism: Parasteatoda tepidariorum (common house spider)
Lineage: Eukaryota; Metazoa; Arthropoda; Arachnida; Araneae; Theridiidae
Product: receptor-type tyrosine-protein phosphatase T
Biological process (GO): protein dephosphorylation; motor neuron axon guidance
Molecular function (GO): protein tyrosine phosphatase activity
Source: RefSeq, a predicted model, not a curated record
AUUUAUAGGUCCCUUACCUAAUACCAUUAAUGAUUUUUGGAGAAUGAUAUGGCAAUUGAAUUCUACAAAAAUUGUAAUGUUAACGAAUCUCGUCGAGCAUGGAGAGAGAAAAGUUGAAAAAUAUUGGCCGGAAGAAACUGACAAGUACGGCAAUAUCACAGUGACUUUGAUUUCUCAACACGAAUUUCGGAAAAUACAUCAUGUUGUACGAACAUUUUCAGUAGAAAAGGAAGGUGAAAACACUACUCGAAUUAUACGUCACUUCCAUUACACUGGCUGGCCGGAUCUCAGUGUUCCCGUGGAUCGACUGUCAGUUGUCGCUCUUAUUCAGCAAACUCGGAAAUACAAACCGGACAGCAAAGUUCCGAUUGUUCUACACUGCAGUGCUGGAGUAGGAAGAACUGGAACUGUAAUCUUGACUGAUUCCAUGAUGCAAAAAGCAGAAGCUGAAGGAAUCGUUGAUUUUCCUGCAAAACUGGAUCAUAUGAGAGUACAAAGAGUUGAUGUUGUUGAAAAGAAGGAACAAUACGUUUUUGCUCAUCAAGCUGUAUAUGACUUCUUUGCUGGAAGUGAUGCUGAUGAUUAUUUGAGAAAUGUAAAUGAAGAAUACAAAAUAAUUGAUCAAUCCGCAACAGAUACUGAAUCCACAGAGGAAAACAUCUAUAGAUCUCCAAAAGGAUAACUGAAGAUCAAUACAGCUUGACAUUGGAAGAUCUUAAGAAAAUUUGUAAAGAAAAUCCUUUUUAUUAAUAAAGUGUUUUUCAAGAGA